Messenger RNA from Tympanuchus pallidicinctus (lesser prairie-chicken), 2014 nucleotides. RefSeq names its product sphingosine kinase 1 (gene SPHK1). Gene Ontology annotation, cellular component: cytoplasm; membrane; intracellular membrane-bounded organelle. NCBI's taxonomy places the organism in Eukaryota, Metazoa, Chordata, Aves, Galliformes, Phasianidae. The coding region runs from base 74 to 1594 and encodes 506 amino acids. The record is from RefSeq and is a predicted model, not a curated record. Gene Ontology annotation, biological process: sphingosine biosynthetic process; negative regulation of apoptotic process; cellular response to growth factor stimulus. The transcript has 5 exons.
AGCGCGCCGGGUGUCAGCAGCGAGCAGCGGCGGGCGGCGCUCCCGGUGCGUGCCGGCCCCGCUCCGCGCUCCGAUGGCCGCCGGCCGCCGGGUUCCCCCGCACGGCGACGGCGGUGCGGUGCUGCUGCGGGGCCGCUUCUCCCCGGGAUCGUCUCCCGGUUCGGUUUCGUGGUCCGUCGCUCUGACCGAACGGGAGCUGCAGGUGCUGCGUCCCGGCGGCCCCGACGCGGCGCUCCGUUUGGCCGAUUGCGUGGGCAGCGCCGCGUUCCCGUCCGGCCCCGCCGCCGCCUGCUUCUCCCUCGUGGGUUACCCGUUCCGUAAGGCCCGAUGGGGUUCCCCCGCCCGGCAGCGCCUGCAGAGGACUUUCCGCGUUUCCCAACACCCCGACGCCGAGGAGAAUCUCCGCAUCGCCCAGGCCUGGAGCCAACGCAUCCGAGAGCUCUCGCUGCCCGCAGCGCCCACGCGGGACGGUGCCAGCUAUGGGGUGCUGCCCCGGCCCUGCCGAGCUCUGGUGCUGCUGAACCCGCAGAGCGGCGCUGGCCGCGCGCUUGAGGACUUCCAGGCAGUGGUGCAGCCCAUGCUGGCUGAUGCUGACAUCACACCCACCGUCUUUGUCACUGAGAGACCCCACCACGCCCAGGAGAAGGUGCAGGAUGAAGACCUGUCGCAGUGGGAUGUGCUGGUGGUGAUGUCUGGGGAUGGUCUGCUGCACGAGGUGCUGAAUGGGCUGAUGGAGCGGCCGGACUGGGAGCAGGCCCUGCAGACACCGCUGUGCAUCCUGCCUGGGGGCUCUGGGAAUGCCCUGGCUGCCUCCAUCAACUACUAUGCAGGCAACGACCACGUGGCCAAGAAGAAACUGCUGACCAACUGCACCUUCAUCCUGUGCAAGGGGCUGCACGCUCCGAUGGACCUGGUCUCAUUGAGCACAGCCUCAGGCAAACGCUUCUUCUCCUUCCUGGGCUUCGGAUGGGGUUUCAUCGCCGACGUGGACAUUGACAGUGAGAAGUACCGGCGGCUGGGCAACGCACGCUUCACGCUGGGCACGCUGCAGUGCUUGGUUCGCCUGCGCGUCUACCAGGGCCGCCUCUCCUACCUGCCUGCAGCCACCGAGCCGGGCAGCGCCAGGGACCCCGAGCCGCGCCGGGCCGCACCGACGGCGGGGACGGAGGCGCCGGGCGGGGACAGGGAGCCGCUCGCCGACGCGCUGCUGGCGCCGCUGGGGCAGCCGGUGCCGCCGCAUUGGGUCGUGGUGCCCGAGGAGGAAUUCGUCUGCGUCUACGCCAUCUACCAGUCCCACCUGGGCACCAACCUGCUGAUGGCUCCGGCGGCGCGGCUGCACGACGGCUGCAUGCACCUCUUCUACGUGAGGGCCGGCAUCAGCCGCGUGGCGCUGCUGAAGAUCUUCCUGGCCAUGGGCAGAGGCACGCAUCUGGAGCUGAACUGCCCCCACCUGCACUGCGUCCCGGUGCGCGCCUUCCGCCUGGAGCCGCGGGGCAGCGCCGGCAUCAUGACGGUGGACGGGGAGGCGCUGGCGUGCGAGCCGGUGCAGGGGCAGAUCCACGGCCAGCCGUGCCGCGUGGUCACCGGUUCCUAGGGCCGGCAGCGGGCGCGCAGCCCUCCUCGCACUCAGGAACCUCCUCUUCCAGCAAUAGCUCCCCGCGCCCGCGGGCGCUCGGCCUUUUGCUUAGCUUUACCCUCCUGGGGACGGCGCCGUCCCAGGAACGAGCCACGAGCCGCGGCAGGUACUCGAGUGCCGGCUCCGUCCCGGUGCCAUCGGUACGACGUCCCGGUCCUGGGCGGCUGCGCCGGCACAGCCUCGGCCCCAGGUUCGGUGGCACCGCCCGCGUCCCCGCCGGGCUGAGCCAGGACCAACGAUCUACCGGCAGACAUCAAUCAUUUGUUGGUUUGUUGGUUUUGUUUUUUUUUAAAGAGUGUUUCUACCCAAAGCUUCCCGUAGAAGCAGAGUUUAUUCUUGUGAGAAAUGCAAUAAAUAUUUAGCGUUUGCAAAAAAAAA